AGCCACAAAAGGCACCUGACCUUGUUCGGGAUUGCACCGUGCCUUAUCGUCUGUCUACCCCAUGAGACGGCAUCACGGGAUGAACAAAACGAUUACCAAUCCAUCUCCAAUGUCCAGCCUUGAAGAUCAUUGCCUCUAUCAGGUAGCUUACAUCAACAUCUCGUUGGUAGUCUGUCUUGCGCUGCUCUGUUUAGCUUAAGGGACUGCAGACUUUCAUUGGCUUCCAACAACAAACUGAGAAGGCGACACUCCGGGAACAUGGCCCGGCCCAAACCCACGGUCGAGAUUCGGACAAUAAAAUGCAAUGGAGUUACGUCGAUGCUACCAUCCCCAGAGCGCUUAUCAUCGCGACUACACUGACAAGGAAUUCCGUAAUGUCUUUCUUCGCCGUUGGGACAAAUUGUUGGGAGGCCGAGAAUCGUUUUCUAGAACAUUUCCAAUUCAUGAAUAAUAAUGGCCAAGCUGCAGUAUUCUACGAUCCGACUUUCAGCUAGUCGAAGGAACCGCGGUGCCCAGCUACUUGUGAAAACUACAAGAGCUCGCAACGCUCUACCGUCAAGAUGAGGGCGUCGACCGUGAACCCCCUGGAAGUAGUCAGCCAACCAGCAAGCUCAAGUAAUAUCUUCAUUUUCAGUCAGAUAUGCGUACACGGCAUCACCUUUUUGUUCUCUAUCUUCUCUUCCUCGCAAGUAGAGCGAACGGCGCAACACCAUAUGAAGGGACCAGUCGUACUACAGCUAGACCCUCAAUUCGUGCCGACCCAGAAUGCAAGGUCUUUCCCGGAGACACCACAUGGCCAUCUGAAAGUGAAUGGGCGAGGCUGAACGAGUCUAUAGAUGGCGUUCUACUGAAGCCGAAGCCCGCAGGUUCUGCCUGCUACCCUGGUCCUGACUUCGACCAGACCCGAUGCCAGUUCCUGGUCAGUGGUACCUCGUCAACUCGAUUCUGGCUCGACGAUCCCCUUACGGAGUUAGCGCAAUGGACUCAAGGAAGUUCUUGUGUGGCUACUCUUACCCCUGCUGGGAAUUGUACCCGAGGAGGUUUCCCCGAAUACGUCGUCAACGCUACGUCUGCCAAACACGUUCAGGGUGCCGUGAACUUUGCAAGAGAGAAGAACAUUCGCUUAGUGAUCAAGAACACAGGACAUGACUUUGGAGGAAGAUCAGUGGGAGCAGGGUCGCUUAGUGUCUGGACACACUGGUUGAAGCGUACCGAGUUCAUUCCUUCUUAUCAGAUAGGCGAGUACAGUGGGAUGGCAGUCCGGAUCGGAUCGGGCGUUGAAGCCUGGGAAGUCUCCAAUCUCAUGGCAGCCAACAACAUCAGCGUUGUCGCAGCCGGGUGCAACACCGUUGGCGGAACUGGUGGAUGGCUAAGCACUGGCGGACACAGCACCGUUACUUCGACAUUCGGGUUAGGCGCUGAUCAGGCUCUAUCGCUCGAGGUGGUCACGGCCGACGGCAAUCUAGUGACUGCUGACCCUUUCACGAAUACAGACUUGUUCUGGGCGAUGCGUGGAGGAGGCGGAGCAACCUACGGGAUUCUCAUCUCGGCAGUCAUGAAAGCGUAUCCGCCUAUCAGCAUAUCGUCGUCAUCACUUAGUCUUACGGUCUCCAAUACAGGCACUGUACGCGAUGUCGAGACGUUCUGGCAGGGUGUCGCCGCGUAUUACCGGUUCGCUGCGGAUGUUCUCGACGCCGGCGGUUACGGCUUCAGCUACAUCUAUCCGAUGGAGAACAACACCUAUCGGUUCACCACAAGCAGCUCAUUUCCCGGGAUGGCGUCCACCGUAGCUCACAAUUUUAUGCAGCCGUUGUACGACACUUUGACAAGAGUUGGCAUCAGCAUAUCAAAUCCUACGAUAGGGACAGCGAGACCAUAUGGUUCUCCGCGCGGCGGAACAGGCGAUAGACCAGUCAACACCAGAUACAGAUCUCGUCUAUUACCCCGGGAGAACUGGGAGGAUGACGACCUCUUCAAUCAAACCAUGAAAGCCAUCCGGAAAGCUGUCGAGGGAGGCUUUGAGAAUGACUUCUACUUCCACGGUACCUUAACGUCUCCGACUGAGGAGGUGGCGGGAUGGCCAGGCAGCAAUAGCGCAGUCAUACCAGCCUGGAGGAAGAAUCGCAUGCACGCAAUGCUGAUGGAUGUGCAGCCCGACGGGCUCACGGCACAACAAGCGAUCGACAGAAACAACUUAAUGCAAGGAUACAUGUCUCUGCUCCGCGAUGUGUCGCCUGGUGCAGGCUCAUAUAUGAACGAGGGUGACCCCGGCGAGCCGAACUGGCAGCAAGCUUUCUACGGCGCGAAUUACGAGAGGUUGCUAGAGAUCAAGCGAAAGUGGGAUCCGACAGGCGUAUUCUGGGCUCCCACGACCGUCGGCAGUGAAGCUUGGGAAGUACAAGCUGUCGAUGGGUACCCUAAUUCGCAGAAUGGGAGGCUGUGUCGCGUUGCGGGAUGAGGACACGAAGUGCGAUUAAGGGUACAGUGAAUAUUGAUGUGAGAUGGGCGUGAAUGAGAUCAUAUGAAGUAGACAGGAUAUUGGCUAUUUGAUAGAGCUAUCGGCACAAAGGUUACGUAGUGUUUCACUGUGAGAUAUAAUAUAUCUCAGUUAGAUCUGAUGUGCAACAUUAGGAAUGUCGUGCUUAGAGGCACAGC
Xylaria bambusicola is the source of this 2655-nucleotide messenger RNA. RefSeq lists its product as uncharacterized. Gene Ontology annotation, molecular function: FAD binding; oxidoreductase activity. Lineage: Eukaryota; Fungi; Ascomycota; Sordariomycetes; Xylariales; Xylariaceae. The coding region runs from base 641 to 2458 and encodes 605 amino acids. The transcript is spliced from 5 exons. The record is from RefSeq and is a predicted model, not a curated record.